AUGCCAUCCUCUCACGCUCACUCUCACGCUCACGCUCCCUGGACAACAGCAACGAGCACAAUGUCCAGUCACCCUCUCACCACGGUGGUGCCCAUCGACCGGGUCGUUGCCAUCGCAAGGCACCCGACCAGCUCGAACCACCCAUCAGACACAUACCUCCGUUUCAACCCCGGUGACAAGAUCUACGUCCUGAACAAGAACGACAACGGCUGGUGGGACGGCAUCGUUCUGCAUGGCAAGGUCGUCACCCGAGGCUGGUUCCCUCUCCACUUCGUCAAGCCGUACAGAACAGUGUCCCCCGGCGCCAAAGUCGCCGGCAACCGAAGAGUCAGCGGCGCCAGGACCGGGAGCGGGUCCGCCAAACUCUCGUCCUCGAGCCUCUCGCUGUCGCAGUUCCGUUCCCACAGUGUCUCCGCCGCCAACAACGCCAUCCCCAACAGCGGCAGACGGUGUUCCGCGUACUCCUUGUCUCCAACAGAAACGUCGUCGACCAACGUCAUGCUGAACCCCGCAACGCCCCCUGUUGAAAGUGGAGUAAUCGAAAGUGGAGUAACAGCACAUCCAACAAGUUUGCCUGGCGGCUCGCUGACACAAAACCAAAACCAAGGGUCAUUCAUUCCGGCUGUUUCCCCAAUGGUGAAGUCAAAAAGUGUUGGAUCUCCAAUUUAUCCGGCGCCCGCCAAAGAUAAGGGGCGCCCAACAGCGCAUGGGAAAGAGCAAGACAGGAACACGGUUGAACGUCAGGUCCUGGCUCGUCAUGCUGUAAGUGUGGAUUAUCAUUCGGAUAUAAAUACGGGGGGUUUCCAGACCGGUUCCGUUGUUGACAAGCAAGGGAUCUUGACUCUCGACGAGGUUAAGGCUGUUGUUUACAACUUCACUUACAAGAGAUCUGCACACGCAGAUCGUGGACACAAAUUCGACAAUGUUUCAAGUUUUGAAAAUAACAUUAUAAAUUUAUUAUUGGAUUGGAAACCCAUACAGAAUCCUGGAAAUGAAAGUGGAGACAGAAGUGGAAGUGGAAAUUCAAUAUUAUAUUAUAAUGAGUUUCUGAAGAUUUAUUGCAAAAGUUUACCUAUUUUUGAUUUCGAUAAGAUAAAAGAAUCGAUCAAAAUCGAAGAAAAUGAUUAUAUAACAGAAGAGAAAAAAUAUUCACAAAAUAACAAUAAUGAUAAGAGCAAGGGCGUGGGUAACCCCGUUAGUAAUACUACAAAUCUGUUCCGUUCAAAAAAAUAUCAUAAUGCAUUUUACUAUCAUCAGAAAGACAUACGAUAUUGGUUUGAACUAAAAGAUCUAAUUAUUAAAAAUUUGACUUCAGCUCACAACGCCAUUUUAUCAAUGAAUGCCAAAAAAUUCGAAAAAUAUUUUUCAUUAUCUUCAGAUUAUAUUACGUAUUUGAAUUUAGCAUGCCAUUUAUUCAAGAAAUAUCAUUUAACAAAUUUGAAAAAUAGUAUUUUAACAAAACAGUUAAGAUUGUUUUUAAAGCGAAUAAUGCAUUCACUAUCAGUAAUUUCAAUCAAAUCAGCAAUGUUUUUUGAAAUCAGUCAUAUCAAUACUAAACUAGAUCCUGAUCUAAAGAAAAGUUUUACCGCUAAAAAUUCAAUCGAUCCGCUUUAUUAUUCACAGAUGGAACGGUCGGUUUCAAAAGAUAUUAAAAAUAGUUUAACAUUAGCGCCAAUAACUCCUGUGCUUUCAAGAAAUCAAGAAACCUUAAAUACACCUACACCGGAAAAUAAUAUGGAAUAUCUUAAUGGAAUCGAUCCAGUGUCAACAGGCAUAACCUCACCAUUUCCAGGCAUAAUUAAUUCAAAAUCAAAUUCAAUAUCGACUUUAAGGAAUAAUUCAGAAAACAAUAUAAAAUUCGAUUUAUCAAUGAUUAGUCAUAUUAGAAUUUUCGAAUUAAUAGAUAACGAAUUUCAAAAUAUUAAUAAGAAUGUUAUUAGUUUAUAUCAAUUGAUUAUUAACAAUGGCAAUACUCACUUAGUAUCGCCAAAUAAGACAACAAAUGUUGUAGAUGACUUAGAUGCAUUGUUAUUACCGCAAUUGCUACCAAGAUUUAUUAAAGGUUCUUUAAAUGGUGGUUCUUGGAAAAAUCCUUUUGUAAUGAAUUCUAAAAUUUAUCCCCAAAAUUCAAAAAAUGAUUCAAAAAAUCAUUCUGUGGGAAGUCAUAACUAUAACAAUUAUUAUAAUGAUCAAAAAAUUGAAGAAAAUAAUGAUAACGAUAAUGAUAAUUCAAAUAAUUAUAAUAAUUUGGAGGUUGAUAAUGGUAAAUUCAUUAGCGAUUAUAUUUUACAUUCUAAACUACUGAAUAAUGAAUCUGUUUCUAAACAAAAUCAAUCGAGUUCUACAAUGACAGAUUAUUCAGUAAGAAGAGGUAGGCAUGGUAAACAUAAAGCCAAAGAAGAUUAUCCUUUAAACAAUGCAACUCUAAAAUUAUUGAAAAGAUUAUCCUUAGUUGCCUUAGCCAAAUUUUUACCGGAAAUGAAUCACAAAAGGAAUAAUGCAUCAUCCAGGAAUUUUGAAAUGAAAUCAAUUCAAAAUAUCAAAAUUUUAAAUCAAUCAGCAUCUAAGGAAAGAAAUUUAGAAAUAAUCUCAAAAACUUAUGAGGAAAUCAAUGUGAAUUUACUUGUUUUAGAAGUAAUGGAAAAUUUAGAUUUAUCAAUUUUUAUUAAUCUAAAAAGAUUAAUUCUAAAUCCGAGCCAAACUUCAAAUGAUACAGAAACGGAAGAAUUCUUGAACCAUGCUUUAUGUAUAAUUGCUUCAACAUUAAUGGAUUUUUACAAUAUUAAGCAACUUUUACAUGAUAUUUAUAUUAAACUGGUGAUGUCAGCACAACAAGUGACGAUAGAUGAUGAUCCUUAUUCAUUUCAAUCAAUGAAACCAAAUUUCUUUGUCAACUAUUAUGAUCCAAAACGAAGUGAUAGCAAUUUUAUGAAUUAUUCCAAGUAUCAUUUAUCAAUUAAUGAAAUUGAAAAUGAAAAAAAAUAUAAUAACUUAUCUGAUGAACUUUAUAAUUUUUUAACAUCGCAAGAUAUUGAGAAUAACUCAAUGAAUUACUUGGAUACAACCAUCGAGUUUAAGGAUACUUUACACAGAUAUAAGGAAUUGAUAACUCAUGCUUAUAAUGUUGUUGAACAAUUAGAAAUUGAAAGAGAAAAUUUGUUAAAUUAUUCUGCAAGAAUGAUGAAGAACAAUUUGAUUAUUGAAUUACUUAAAAAUGAUAAAGAAUUUAAAGAAUCAAAUAUAUCAACAAAUUAUGAUAUUGAAAAUUACGUCAUAAUAUCUGAUAUACUAAAUAGACAUGAUUCCGAAUCAAGAGAUGAUUUAUUUGACUUUACAAACUUACCGAGCGAUAGGUUUACGUUAGAUGAUGCAAAUAUCGAACUUGGUAUUCAAUCCGAGUCACAAAGUAGACAUUCAGAUGAUUCUGGAGAAAGUGAUCUGGAAUGGUAUUUAAAGUGUGAUGAUGAAGAAAAUUUAUUUUAUGAUUCGAAAGGAAGAGUUAAAUAUGGUACUAAAGAAGCCUUGAUAGAACAUUUGACUCGUCACUUAAAGCCAGAUCAUCAGUUUAUUUUCACAAUGUUAUUGACUUUUAAGAGUAUGUUCUCAACAUUAGAAUUUCUUUACAUGUUGGUUUAUAGAUACAAUAUUUCACCGCCACAAGGUUUAAGUUAUGAUGAAUAUCAUGAAUGGAUCACCAAAAAAUCGAAUCCAAUUAAACAUAGAGUGGUUGAAGUUUUAAAUCUUUUAUUUACUGAUUAUUGGAGUGAUUUUUACUAUGAAGAUGGUUUAGAAGUUGUGUUAGAUAUUGCAAACGUUGCUGUCGCAGAUGAUAUCCCUGGAUCACAAAAGUUGGUUGAGAUAAUUGAGAAAAAUAACAUUAUCAAAUCAGCUUCUGCAGAUAAUAUUUUAAAAGAAAAAGUACAAGAAGUUUCUUCAAAUCCUCCUGCUAACAACACGGCACAAACAUUAUUGUUUACAAGUAAGCUUUUUAAAUCAAAAAAAUUUAGAAUAACUGAUAUUGAUGUUAAUGUUUAUGCAUAUCAACUUACGCUUUUGGAACAUCAACUGUUUAGUAAAAUUACUUUAUUUGAUUGUUUGCUAAGAGCUUGGGGUGAAAAAUAUCUAAAUACUAAAGGUUCGACUAAUAUUUCUGAUUUUAUAUCAUAUGCAAAUAAACUGACCAAUUACAUUUCCUACGUAAUUGUUACAGAACGAGAACCAAAAGAACGUGCCAAGAUAAUUGAAUAUUUUGUUAAUGUAGCAGAUAAAUGUAAAGAAUUGAAGAAUUUCUCAAGUAUGACUGCUAUUAUUUCUGCAUUAUAUUCUUCUCCAAUUUAUAGAUUGAAGAAAACAUGGCCAUACUUAUCAAGCGAGUCUAAUGCCAUUUUAGCUGAAUUAAAUUCGUUAACAAAUUCAACAAAGAAUUUUGUUAAAUAUAGAGAGUUGGUUAGAGCGGUUAAAAAUGUAGCGUGUGUCCCAUUUUUUGGAGUUUACCUAUCUGAUUUGACUUUUACACAAUAUGGUAAUUCUGACUUUGUCGAUGGCUCUACAGAACUCGUGAAUUUUAGUAAAAGAAACAUUAUUGCUGAUAUUAUUUUUGAUAUCAUGAGAUUCAAGAACUAUAAUUACGAUCUAGAACCUCAAAUGGAGCUCCAAAAUUAUAUCAAAACUUCUUUAGAAGGAAUUCCUCAUAUAGAAAAACAAUAUGAAUUAUCUUUGCAGUUAGAAGCUAGAGUUAACAAUAAUGCUUAUUUAAAAGCAACAUAUGUCAAUGGGAGCAAAAAUGAAAAUGCCAAUAUUAACAUUGAAGGGAAAGGUUCCAAACUAUUGAAUUUUGGCAGGAAAAACAACCAUUAA
Molecule: messenger RNA, 4857 nt
Organism: Tetrapisispora phaffii CBS 4417
Lineage: Eukaryota; Fungi; Ascomycota; Saccharomycetes; Saccharomycetales; Saccharomycetaceae
Exons: 1
Coding region: 1-4857 (1618 amino acids)
Biological process (GO): positive regulation of GTPase activity; Ras protein signal transduction
Cellular component (GO): plasma membrane
Molecular function (GO): protein binding; guanyl-nucleotide exchange factor activity
Source: RefSeq, a predicted model, not a curated record